Messenger RNA from Closterium sp. Naga37s-1, 7725 nucleotides. The record is from the annotation of a GenBank genome assembly. NCBI's taxonomy places the organism in Eukaryota, Viridiplantae, Streptophyta, Zygnematophyceae, Desmidiales, Closteriaceae.
AUGUCCAAGAUGUCGCGUUCUGACUUCAGUGUCAAGCACUACGCUGGCAAGGUGAAGUACCAGACAGAGGAUUUUCUGGUCAAGAAUCUCGACGCCCUGGUGCCAGAGCAUGAGGAGCUGCUUGCUCUCUCCCACUCUGCAGCCUUGCGCGCAUUGAACAGUUGCUCUUUCUCCCACUGUGAAGUACCAGCAGAGGAGUUUCUGGUGGAGAACCUCGAUGCACUGGUGAAGUACCAGGCAGAAGAGUUUUUGGUGAAGAAUCUCGACGCCCUGGUGCCAGAGCAUGAAGAGCUGCUGGCGCGCUCCCACUCUGAACCGUGUGUGCCUUGCCCUUUGCUCGUUUCUUCCUGCCCACUGCCCGUUCUCCUCCUCUACCCCCGUCCACUGCAGGUGAAGUACCAGGCAGAAGAGUUUCUGGUGGAGAAUCUCGACGCCCUGGUGCCAGAGCACGAGGAGCUGCUGUCUAGGCUAACGUGUGUAUAUGUGAAGUACCAGGCAGAGGAGUUUCUAGUGAAGAACCUCGAUGCAAUAGUACCGGAGCACGAAGAGCUGCUGGCGCGCUCCCACUCUGCCUUUGUGCCUUGCUCCUGUGUGAAGUACCAGGCAGAAGAGUUUAUAGUGAAGAACCUCGACGCACUAGUACCGGAGCAUGAGGAGCUGCUGGCGCGCUCCCACUCUGCCUUUGUGCGAACGCUCUUCCCACCGCCCGAGACCGGCAAGGCAGUGAAGGCUGUGUCCCUGGGGAAGCGGUUCAAGGAGCAACUGGGCGAGUUGAUGCGAACGCUCAAUGCAACCGAACCUCACUACGUGCGGUGUGUGAAGCCCAACAAGGACCUCAAGCCACAGAAGUUCUCCAACACGCUCGUGGUGGAGCAGUUGCGAUCAGGGGGUGUGCUAGAGGCAGUGCGCCUGUGCUCUACAGGUUACCCGGCUCGGCGCACGUUUGAAGACUUUGAGGCGCGGUUCAGCCCGCUGCUGCCAAAUCGGCAAGACCAAGGUGCUUAUGAAGGGCAUGCAGCUGGUGACGCUCGAGUCGCUCCAUCUCGACCGCAUGAACCUCGCUGCCACCCAGAUCCAGCGGGCCGUGCGGCGAUUCCAGUGGAUUAUGGAACACACACCCACUCACUCCAUCCCCUCCCUUCCCCCUCUCUUACUCUCUCUUUUCCCCCUUUCACCUCCCUCGUCCCCGCCUCCUUUCCCCAUUCUUCCCCCCUCUUCCAUGCCCCACCCCCCUCCCAGGUCGGCAAGACAAAGGUGUUUAUGAAGGGGGUGCAGCUGGUUACCCUCGAGUCGCUCCGUCUCGACCGCAUGAGCCUCGCUGCCACCAAGAUCCAGCGGGCUGUGCGGCGAUUCCUGUGGAAGCAGGAGCGCGUGCGGGCUGCGAUUGUCAUUCAGAAGCACUGGAAAGCCUACCGAGCCAGGAAGCUGCUGAAGGAGUUGAGGGAGGACGCAGCAGCCCUGGUCAUUCAGAAGCACGUGCGGCGAUUCCUUCUGGAGAAGCGCUUCUGGGAGCUCAAGUUUGCAGCGAUUGUGAUUCAGAAACACGUGCGCAUGCAGCAAGCAAGGAAGCGGUAUAUUCUGCUGAGGAGGACUCUGGCCACCAUCGUCAUUCAGUGUCUUGGGCAUUGUGUGCUGUGUCUAGAGGCUCUUAUACGUGACUGUGAUUCAGAAGAGCGUGCGCUGCGCAUGCAGCAGGAAAGGACGUGGUAUCUUCUCUCCCAACCCCAAACCACCUUUCCCACCCAAACCCCUCCCCCGCCUCCCACCUGCAGCGGUACUGGCGGGGGCACAGGGCGCGCAAGCCAUGGGGUGCCAUGCAGCAGGAAAGGACGUGUUAUAUUCUCUCCCAACCCCAAACCACCUUUCCCUCCCACCCAAACCCCUCCCCCAUCUCCCACCUGCAGGGAGUUUUUGAGAAUUCUCAAAAACUCCCUGCAACGGGCGCUGCGCAUGCAGCAGGAAAGGACGUGGUAUAUUCUCUCCCAACCCCAAACCACCUUUCCCACCCACCCAAACCCCUCCCCCAUCUCCCACCUCCCAUCUGCAGCGCUACUGGCGAGGGUACAGGGUACUCAAGCCGUGUUGCGCCAUGCGGUGCAAGUGAAGGUGAAGUCUUUACCUCAUCCCUUCUUUCUCCACGUGCCCGCACCUUCCCUCUCACCCCACCCCCUUCCUCAUCACCCACCUGCAGCGGUACUGGCGGGGGCACAGGGUGCGCAAGCCGUGGGGCGCCAUGCGGUGCAAGUGAAGGUGAAGUCUUCUUUACCUCAUCCCUUCUUUCUCCACGUCCCCGCACCUUCCCUUUCACCCCACCCCCUUCCUCAUCACCCACCUGCAGCGGUACUGGCGGGGGCACAGGGUGCGCAAGCCGUGUUGCGCCAUGCGGUGCAAGUGAAGGUGAAGUCUUCUUUACCUCAUCCCUUCUUUCUCCACGUGCCCGCACCUUCCCUCUCACCCCACCCCCUUCCUCAUCACCCACCUGCAGCGGUACUGGCGGGGGCACAGGGUGCGCAAGCCGUGUUGCGCCAUGCGGUGCAAGUGAAGGUGAAGUCUUUACCUCAUCCCUUCUUUCUCCACGUGCCUGCACCUUCCCUCUCACCCCACCCCCUUCCUCAUCACCCACCUGCAGCGGUACUGGCGAGGGCACAGGGUGCGCAAGCCGUGGGGCGCCAUGCGGUGCAAGUGAAGGUGAAGUCUUCUUUACCUCAUCCCUUCUUUCUCCACGUCCCCGCACCUUCCCUUUCACCCCACCCCCUUCCUCAUCACCCACCUGCAGCGGUACUGGCGGGGGCACAGGGUGCGCAAGCCGUGUUGCGCCAUGCGGUGCAAGUGAAGGUGAAGUCUUCUUUACCUCAUCCCUUCUUUCUCCACGUGCCCGCACCUUCCCUCUCACCCCACCCCCUUCCUCAUCACCCACCUGCAGCGGUACUGGCGGGGGCACAGGGUGCGCAAGCCGUGUUGCGCCAUGCGGUGCAAGUGAAGGUGAAGUCUUCUUUACCUCAUCCCUUCUUUCUCCACGUGCCCGCACCUUCCCUCUCACCCCACCCCCUUCCUCAUCACCCACCUGCAGCGGUACUGGCGGGGGCACAGGGUGCGCAAGCCGUGUUGCGCCAUGCGGUGCAAGUGAAGGUGAAGUCUUCUUUACCUCAUCCCUUCUUUCUCCACGUGCCCGCACCUUCCCUCUCACCCCACCCCCUUCCUCAUCACCCACCUGCAGCGGUACUGGCGGGGGCACAGGGUGCGCAAGCCGUGGGGCGCCAUGAGGAGGGUGCUACAAGUGAAGGUGGCUCGGAUGAGACUGAAGAAGAUGAAGGAGCCAAGGUGGAAGCUACCAUGGACGAGCUGCGCUUCACCGUGCUGCGCCGCCUUAGGCAACGUGAGGAGCAGAAGCGGCACGAGGCAGAGGAGUCAGUAAAGCGCCUCACCCACGAGAUGGCAACUCUCAACCACGAACGGUUCUCUCCCUAUUCUGCCUUCAAAAUCCCCCUCCUGCCCCCUCCCUUCCCUCCUUCCACACAGCAACGCGAGGAGCAGAAGCGGCAGGAAGCAGAGGAGUCAGUAAAGCGCCUCACCCACGAGAUGGCAACACUCAACCAUAUGAACUUUUCCCCCCCUCUCCUACCCUCCCAUUUUUCCUCGUUUUGGGUCACUCAGCAACGCGAGGAGCAGAAGCGGCACGAGGCAGAGGAGUCAGUAAAGCGCCUCACCCACGAGAUGGCAACACUCAACCAUAUGAACUUUUCCCCCCCUCUCCUACCCUCCCAUUUUUCCUCGUUUUGGGUCACUCAGCAACGCGAGGAGCAGAAGCGGCACGAGGCAGAGGAGUCAGUAAAGCGCCUCACCCACGAGAUGGCAACUCUCAACCACGAAAUAUCUCAGCUAAAAGCGGCUCUUAACAAAGAGAAGCACCGGGCGGAGAAAGCCGAGGAGCUCCUGAGGCACGUCCCUCGCAGCGUGCUGCAGCAGACAGUCGCCCACCAGGGCUUCCCCCGUGCCUUUCCCGAACGGGGGGAAGGAGCGGGAAGAGGGGAAGGGGGGGGAGGGGGAGGUGAGGCUACUGGGAGUGUGUUGUCUGCAGCAGCAGCGGUGCUUAGUGGCGGGCAUAGCAGCAGCACUGUGGGAGGACCAACAGAGCAUUCCACAGAGCAUCCUGAGUUGAGAAUCCCGGCUGCUCGAAGCAAAUUCGGCGGGGGAUCAGUGCCUGCUUCUCGCUCUCUCCGACCCAGCCCGAGCUCCAGAAUCACGCCUUCUUUCUCCCCUUCCUCCCUGUCGGGAAGUCAAGCGGUUGGGCGCGGUUCAGUGGUUAAGCCGCCGCCUUCUCGAGGUCCUAGUGUGGGCGGCAGCAGUGUUGGUGGUCCCGGCUGUAGCGGCGACAGGAUGCACAGCCCGCUACAGCCGAGCCCAGAGCUGCAGUUUGCUGCUGGUGGCGAGCAGACCAGGAGCCUAAGUGCUGCUGGUGAUGAUGGUUCUGGUGAUGGUGCUGCCGGUGGUUCUGCAGUUGCCACUGGUUCUGGUGACGUGGCUGGUGCUGAUGUGGCCGGUGCUGACGUGGCUGGUGCUGGUAAAAGCGGGCUGGGAGCAGACCUGGGCGGAGUGCGGCACUCGUGGAAAGUCCUCGCGACCCUGUCGAAUGAUGACGUGGCAGCUCCUGCUGCUGCUCCUGCUGCUGCUCCUGCUGCUGCUCCUGCUGCAGCUGAUGCUGAUUCUUCUCCUCCUCUUCCUCCUGCUGCUGCUGCUGCUGCUGCGUGGCAGCAGGCUUCCCAAGGCAGUCGCAGUACCUCGCAACUGGUCAGCAGCACCACCCGCAGCAACAGCCUGCAGAAAGCGCUAGCAGGGACAGGAAGCAUGUCUAUGAAAGAAGGCAGCCAUGUUUCCACUGCGGGGGAGGCUUCUGCUGCCAUGGGGAUCUUCAUGGUUGCUACAACUCGGGAGGAGGGCUUGGGAGGUUCGGGGGAGGGAGCAGAGGGCGGAGGAGGCGGAGGAGGAGGAGCAGGAGGAGCAGCAGCAGGAGGAGCGGAAGCAGGUGGGAAAAGCAGCAGCCCCUGGUCUCGCGUGCGUGCUCUGGCUCCCAAGAUUCUGCAAGUGGCUUCUGAAACUGGAGCAGGAGGCGGGGGGGGAGGAGGAGGAGCAGUAAGAGGAGCAGGAGGGAUGGGCAUGGGCAUGGGAGGGGGUCCAUCCUCGUCAUGGAGUGGCAUGUUUGCAGCUAUGGCGCGCAGUGUGGUACAGUUAGAGGAGCUUAGAGAAGAGGUGGUGGCGAUGAGAGGCGCGUUGGGGGAGACGGAGAGGAGGCUGCAGGAGGCGGAGGAGAGGGCGGAGAGGGCGGAAGGGGAGGUGCGGGAGAAGGGAGAGGAGGUGGAGGAGUUGAGGGGGCAGGUGGGCGUUCUUAUGGAGCGACUGAAAAGCAAGGACAACGACGUGCGCCAGCUGUCAGAAACCCUCUCGCAGCACCGCGCCCAAUCGGCCGCUGCUGCCGCCGCUGCUGCACAUUCUGCCGCACAUUCUGGAGGAGCAGGGGAUUCAGCGUCAGCGCUUGCAGUGUGGAGUGUGGCUCGAGUGGUGAGUGGGGAGGCGAGCGGGGAAAUGACUGAGAGUGCAUCAAGAUCGCUGGCUGCUAUUGAGUAUGAUGAUGCUUCCAUUGCUCGCAUCCAGGAAAACCCCCCGGUGAGUGCGUGCGUGCUGCUGUCUAUCUCAUGCCUGUUUCUCUCAUGUGUGGGUUUCUCUACUAAAGAGUACGACAGUGCUGCCAUCGCUCGCAUCCAAGAAAACCCCCAGGAGUCCGUUCUCAUCUUCCUCACCACGCAUAUCAUCGGUCUGAGUCCGUUCUCAUAUUCCUCACCACGCACAUCAUCGGCCUCUCUCCUCAAGGCCUUGCUGUUCAAGCGCAUGUCUCAUUUCGCGCUUUUCUUUCCCUCCCUCCCCCAGGAGUCCGUUCUCAUAUUCCUCACCACGCACAUCAUCGGCCUCUCUCCUCAAGGCCUCCCCCUGGCCGCCCCAGCCAUCUACCGCUCCCUCCUCCACUUUGGCGCCUUCCCCCCCGCCUCCUCCCCCUCCGCCCUCGCGCUCCUCUCCUCCACCAUCCGCCACCUGCAAGCCGCCAUCCUUCCCGAAGAGGAAACCCUUUCUAUUUCGGGAGAAGGGGUCGGGCCGGGUGGUGUGCUGGCUGUGAGGGUGAACGAGCAGUGCUACUGGCUGUCGAAUGUGGCAUGUCUGAUGUUGCUGGUUGAGGUGGUGUAUAAACCUGCUGCUGCUGCUGCUGCGGACAAACCCAAGCCUGCGGCUGGCUCCAACUGGUUCACAAACAUGUUUCAGGUGCGUUUCGAUUCGGGUAUGUUUCAGGUGUGUAGGCGUGUUGAAUGGGUGAACGAGCAGUGCUACUGGCUGUCGAAUGUGGCAUGUCUGAUGCUGCUGGUCGAGGUGGUGUAUAAACCUGCUGCUGCCGCUGCUGCUGCGGAUAAGCCCAAGCCUUCUGCUGGCUCCAACUGGUUUACGAACAUGUUCCAGGUGCGUUUCGGGUAUGUUUCAGGUGUGUUCGAAGGAGCAGUGCUACUGGUUGUUGAAUGUGAGUAUCUGAUGGUGCUGGUCGAGGCACCUUCGUUCAACGAUGCAACUCGGCAGCAGCAGCAGCAUCAACAGCAGCAGCAACCAGCGCUGGGCGCGGUUGAGUUCCUGGCCCCUUCAUUCAACGAUGCAACCCGUCAACAUCAGCAGCAUCAGCAGCAGCAGCAGCCAGCGCUCGGCGCAGUUGAGUUCUUGGUAUUCAAGCAGGAGCUCGCAGUGCUGCUGGACGAUGCCUUUCUGGAGCCCCCCGGGCUGCUCUGUGAAACUUCUACCCCGGCCCUUCAUUCAACGAGGCGACUCGUCAGCAGCAGGAGCUCUCAUCCCCGUUUCCCCUCCCCCGCCUGCCGCUUUGCCCACCAGGCCCCUUCGUUCAACGAUGCAUCAAGGCAGCAGCAACAGCAUCAAACGCAGCAGCAGCCAGCGCUGGGCGCGGUUGAGUUCCUCUUGUUCAAGCAGGAGCUCGCAGUGCUGCUGGACGAUGCCUUUCUCGAGCUCCGAGCUUCAGUCAACCUCGAACUGCAGACGCUGGUCUCGCUCCUAGCGCAGAGCCCCAUGGCCAACGCGCAGCACAUGCGGGAGUUCUGGGCGGCGGCGCUCGUCUCGUUGCGGAGUGCGGUGGGGUGCAUGCAAGCCAACCGCGUGCCGACCGUGUUGGCCCGCCACCUGCUGUGGCAGGUGCUGCACUUCCUUGAUGUGCGCCUCUUCAACGGCCUCAUGCUGCGCAGCCACUGGUGCCCAAUCACUCUCGCCAACGGGGAGGCCAUGGAGCAAGGGUUGCAGGCACUGGAAGCAUGGCUCUCAGAGCACGUGCACCCAUGGCUGGACGGAGCAGCAGCGGGCAUGGGCAUGAGCAGGAGCGUGGGGAGCCUCGGAGCGGGCACUGCUGCUGGAAGCGUGGGAGGGGGGUCGCGGGCGCAGCUGAUAGACGCCCUGCAGCACACGUACCAGGCAGUGGUGCUGCUGACCUCAAAGCAAAAAGCUCGGAAGACCAUGGAGGAGGUGGUGUCCAUGUGUCCCUCGCUCAACUUCACGCAGCUCACCAUCCUGUGCUCGUGGUUCGAGGAUGAGGUGUAUGGCUCCAGAGGGUUCGACAGAGCAGUGCUGCAACAGCUGAGGGGAGCAGGGGAGGACUACGAAUCCGAAUUGCUAGAGGCCUUCGAAGGGUGA